AUGGAGUUCAAAGACCUAUCAGAAAAUUCUAGACAUGGGCAGUUCAUGAAACAAGCCCUGUGGAUGGGCGAGAAAGCGCUUGAGUCAGGCGAGACCCCUGUGGGUUGUGUCCUGGUACAUAACGAUCAGAUUGUGGGAUCGGGCAUGAAUGACACGAAUAGAUCAAUGAAUGGAACUAGACAUGCUGAGUUCAUAGCAAUUGGAGAGAUGCUUCAAAGCUACCCCCGAUCAGCAUUGCAAUCUACUGAUCUUUACGUUACGGUUGAACCCUGCGUGAUGUGUGCCUCUGCACUGAGGCAGUAUCGGAUUCGCAGUGUCUACUUUGGGUGCGCCAAUGAUCGGUUUGGAGGCACUGGAGGAGUUCUUCCAUUACACUCCGACCCCUCAAUUGACCCUCCAUAUCCGGUCUACGGCGGGUUGUUCGAGAAGGAAGCAAUCAUGUUGCUCCGUCGUUUCUAUAUCCAAGAAAACGAGAAAGCUCCCAACCCUAGACCAAAAAAGCAUCGAGAGUUGAACACCAGAUUCGAGGAUGGCAGCGAAGAGGCAACA
This is a messenger RNA of Penicillium bovifimosum, 549 nucleotides long. RefSeq names its product nucleoside deaminase. Gene Ontology annotation, biological process: tRNA wobble adenosine to inosine editing. Gene Ontology annotation, molecular function: zinc ion binding; tRNA-specific adenosine-34 deaminase activity. The annotation marks the transcript as partial. The transcript has 5 exons. Gene Ontology annotation, cellular component: cytoplasm; nucleus. Lineage: Eukaryota; Fungi; Ascomycota; Eurotiomycetes; Eurotiales; Aspergillaceae. The record is from RefSeq and is a predicted model, not a curated record.